CACCAAUUGGUGCUAAUUUUCCGAAUUUGUGUUCUCCUGUGAAGGCAUAGUAAUAGCAUGGUCCAGAGAAUAGUAAUGUUCCUGUUACAAUCAAUGUCCCAGCCUGCAACAUAGCAUGUUUAGAUGAAUUGUAGUGUGUUUAAUUAUUGAUAAACAUGUAAAAUGGGAAUUAAACAUCUUUGGACAAUUUUGACUCCGUAUUGUGAACGUAGGCCACUGUACGAGCUGUCUGGGAAAACAGUGGCAGUGGAUUUAUCGUGUUGGAUAUGCGAAGCUCAAAAUAUUGCAGAGUAUCAAGUGCAACCCAGGAUGUAUUUGAGGAAUCUUUACUUUCGAACAUGUUACUUGUUGCUUAUGGGAGUAAUACCAGUAUUUGUAUUAGAAGGCAAAGCUCCAGAACUGAAGUAUGAAACCAUUGCAGCUAGAAAUGUACUCCAAUUCAAGGGGUCAAAACCCAAGACAGAUGGAGUCAAGACAGGGAAAGAUAGAAGCAGGUUUCACUUCAUUCUGAAGCGUUGUGAAGAAAUGCUUUCUCACAUGGGCUUAGCUUGUAUUAAAGGCAAAGGAGAGGCAGAAAGCAUGUGUGCUUACUUGAACGACGAGGGUCUUGUGGAUGGAUGUAUAUCUCAAGACUCUGAUUGUUUUGCGUAUGGGGCAAAAGUGGUUUAUAGAAAUUUUUCAAUUUCAACGCAAGGAUCACAUGCUGCAAGUGGUGGAGCUGUGGAUAUUUAUGAUAUCAUGAAAGCAACAAAAAGUAUAAACUUUGGAAGAAACAAAAUAAUUGCCAUGGCACUUCUUUGUGGAAGUGAUUACAGUGAUGGCGUUCAGGGUAUUGGCAAAGAAUCUGUCGUCAAAUUUUUUGAUACACUGUCAGAUGAGGAAACUUUAGAAAGGCUGAGAUCAUGGAGAUCAAAGACUGAAUUUUAUAAGGACCAUGAAGAAAAAAUGGCUAUUAAGAAUAUAUGUACGUCGUGCGGGCACCAAGGAAAAAUUCAGUUUCACACCAAAAAUGGUUGUCACGAUUGUGGAACAAAAACUGGGUGUGAUCCUUUCAAAUACAAAGAAGAAAGGAUAAAGAUAAAAAAUGAAUUGAAUAUGAGAAGCAAGGCGAUGCAAGACCCCAAUUUCCCAAAUGAGGAAUUAAUUAAUGAAUUUCUUUUGAAAAAAGAUCAUGUUUCGAAACUUGACGUCAAGUGGAACAAACCUGAUAUUAUGGCUUUUGUGAACUUCGCGAGCAAAUAUCUGGAUUGGGACGACAUUUAUUCCUUUGAGAAAAUUCUACCUAUAUUGACACGCUGGCAGUGUCAGAAUACUGACAAGAUACAAAACAAGGCUGAAAACCAUGGUUGCCUGAUACCUCAAAGGAUUAAGAAAGUUAGAGCCCCUAAAGGGGUUCCAAGUUAUGAGAUCAUCUGGUCUGAUCCAGAUGAUUUGUGCAAGAACCUAUUUACUGAAGAUGAGAUGAUUAAGAGAAAUUUAGACCCUGACAAACUUUGGGCAACCAUAGAACCACAAUCUUUAGUCGACAAAGCUUAUCCAGAGCUCAUAGAAGAAUUUAGAUUAUUAAAGAUGAAGCCUAAAAAAGUUAGUAAGAGGAAAAAGAAAGAAGCAGAUACUUCAGCGUCAGAACCUGUGGCGAAGAAGGAGAGAAAAAAACCAAGAGCUAAAACGAAGCAACUCAAAACUGACGUCUUGAAGGACUUGGAGGAAAGCUUUGGUGAGAUGCAUAUUAAGAAACCGACACUGCUAGAUAACUUCCUUAAGAAACAAAGGUUAGGUACACCCCAGAAAGAAAAUGUGCCAGAGUUCGCAAACAUAGGCGACUGCUGCACUUCAACUCCAGCAAAAUUACAACACAAAGAUAACUCUGAAAUUUUUGAAGUUAGUGGCAUUGUGGAUGACGACGAUUUAUCUGAUAUUAUCAACAAUAUUGUUUCCCAAAAACCAAGUUAUAUAGAACAAAAUUUGAAAAAACUAAAUCUAGAAAAAAUGGAAACGGCAAACCUGUUAAAUUCAUCGAGUUUCUUUAUCACGGGACCUGUAGAAAAUGAUGCUUUUGAACAGUCUCUGAACGUAAAAGAUCAUGAAGAAAGUGAAGACAGUACUGAAGAAUAUGAAAUUGAUGAAUGUGAACUGUUGGCCGUGAAGCUAGAUAAUAUAGACAAUGAAAGCAAAAGGGACACUAAUGACAGUUUCAGUGAUGUUUACGUGCCUCUAAUAGAAAGACUGAAAAAGAAAAUUUAAUACAUAUUUAUUUUUUCUAUUUACAAAUAAAUAUUUUUAUUCUA
Molecule: messenger RNA, 2288 nt
Organism: Acanthoscelides obtectus
Lineage: Eukaryota; Metazoa; Arthropoda; Insecta; Coleoptera; Chrysomelidae
Source: the annotation of a GenBank genome assembly